AUGAAUUCUAGAGGUGAUGAUCACUCCGGUUGGGAGGAGUUUCAAGACCCGAGGGGAACUCCUGUAUUGUCGGAACGUUCUCGAUACCAGAAAGAGGAUGACAAGCAAAAAGACACAAACUCUCUUGGACGGAUCGAGAAAAUACGACAGAAAUCAAAUGGCACACUCAGCAUUGACGACAACAUCACCGCGCAUGGCGAUUUACUGGUUUGGGACCUGGACAAUGUUGAUGUUGAAUACACAAGCGACAUGUCUGAUCAUGGAACACCAAGGAUGGCCACACCACCAAAGGACAUUAAAAUGUAUGUAAAUCAAGGAAAGCAGGUUUCCCUUGUGGACCCAUCAGAGGGGAAACCACACAGGCCGAUAUUUAGUCCCUCAGACGCUAUCGAAACGUACAGAUUCCGUGACGUCUUCCCAAAGCCCGAGUUUCAUCAAACAAGACUGCUGAACCGUCUUGGAAAAAUAGAUGCGGGUGGGGCUUUUGUCAUUGACAAUAAUAUCACCAUGCAUGGUGACGUCAUGAUGUUAGACCUUGACAGUGAAGGUCAUACUUCAAACAUAUUGACAGCUGUCGAGAAACUUAGCCAGCUGACUGAAACGCCGAUGACCGUUACUAAGUCCGACAAUAAACGUGCAACAACUGGUAUUCGGCACUUAAUGGCCAUCAGAAACCCAGAACUCGCCGAACUCUCGAAAAGCAGCGGAAACAAUCCGGAAAAGAAACGAAAGAAGAAGAAGACUAGACAAAAUAAAAUCAAAGAGAAUGUCAUUGAUGGACAAGAACCGGAGAAACAAAGAACCGGUGUCAUUGACUCAUUACAGGAAGACGUGGUCAUCGACACCAGCACAGAAAAGAAACCAGUAGGGUUCCUUAAGAUGAUGAAACACCAGAUGAGCCGUCUCGGGACCUUUAUCCAGAAGAAACUGAUCUGUCGUUGA
This is a messenger RNA of Ylistrum balloti, 942 nucleotides long. RefSeq lists its product as uncharacterized. The transcript is spliced from 6 exons. NCBI's taxonomy places the organism in Eukaryota, Metazoa, Mollusca, Bivalvia, Pectinida, Pectinidae. The record is from RefSeq and is a predicted model, not a curated record. The coding region runs from base 1 to 942 and encodes 313 amino acids.